UCUACAUUAACACAUAUACUGCACUGGUGUUUAUAGCAAAAAAAAAAAAAAAAAAAGAAAAAGAAAACCCUAAUAUUAGCGUAUACUUAGCUUGUUCCGAUGCUUGCAAUACCAACACAGUAAAGGUAUAUGUUGUAACUAAUAUGAAUUCCAUGCAAACCAGCUUCUUUCUACAGCCCCAGGAGGAUCAUUUGGUGAUGUAACUUCCGUUGUCCAGGUCUAAGCACCUCUUCUACAGUCCCAGUAUCUUUCUUUCGGUCCAAACUUUUACAGUGAGAGCGCUGAGCUUUGUGGUGUAUUGCUUGCAGUGUAAUGAAUGUGGAUCUUGCUGUUUUGUUCCAUUGGGGCGCAUUGAUCGCCGGGCUUAUUCUAACGAAGCUGAGGAGGUCCCGCAGUGAAGACAAAGUGAAUGAUCGUGUAAAGUGAAACCGCUUCCAAACAUAAUGCAGGCACUGUUCAGCGCCCUGAACCUUCUGUUUUUGCUGAUGCUAUUCGGAUUUUAUCCGUCUAUGACUAUUGGUCCAAAGGAAGGCUGGCAGGUGUACAGUUCAGCUCAAGACCCAGAUGGUCGCUGUAUUUGUACAGUGGUGGCCCCUGAACAAAACCUCUGUUCCAGAGAUGCAAAGAGCAAACAACUACGUCAGCUUCUGGAGAAGGUCCAGAAUAUGUCACAGUCUAUAGAAGUAUUAAACCUACGAACACAGAGAGAUUUUCAGUAUGUUUUGAAAAUGGAGACCCAGAUGACAGGACUAAAAAACAAAUUUCGACAAAUAGAGGAUGACCGAAAAACACUCAUGACAAAACAUUUUCAGGACCUUAAGGAAAAGAUGGAUGAACUGCAGCCUCUAAUCCCAGUUUUGGAGCAAUAUAAAACAGAUGCCAAAUUAAUCGUGCAGUUCAAAGAGGAGAUCCGGAAUCUGACUGCAGUUCUCACAGCAAUCCAGGAGGAGAUUGGAGCAUAUGACUAUGAGGAACUGCACCAGCGUGUGAUCAGUUUGGAAACAAGGUUACGAAGCUGUAUGACAAAACUGACAUGUGGAAAAUUAAUGAAAAUCACUGGACCUAUUACAAUCAAGACAUCUGGAACGAGAUUCGGAGCAUGGAUGACUGACCCAUUAGCAUCUGAAAGAAAUAAUCGGGUUUGGUACAUGGACAGUUACACCAACAACAAAAUCGUUCGAGAAUUCAAGUCUAUCUCAGACUUUGCGAGCGGUGCAGAGUCAAGGACCUACAACCUCCCGUUCAAAUGGGCUGGCACAAAUCAUGUUGUUUACAACGGCUCUCUGUACUAUAACAAAUACCAGAGCAACAUUGUCAUUAAGUACAGCUUCGACACCGGCAGGGUCCUUGCCCAACGUGCCCUGGAGUAUGCUGGCUUCCAUAAUGUCUACCCGUACACCUGGGGAGGGUUCUCAGACAUUGACUUUAUGGCUGAUGAGAUAGGCCUUUGGGCCGUGUAUGCUACCAACCAAAAUGCUGGCAACAUUGUCAUUAGCCAGAUUGAUGCACAAACAUUGGAAGUGCUCCAGAGCUGGAGCACUGGCUAUCCUAAAAGAAGUGCAGGAGAGUCAUUUAUGAUCUGUGGGACACUGUAUGUUACUAAUUCCCAUUUAACAGGAGCAAAGAUUUACUACUCCUACUCUACAAAGGCUUCAACGUAUGAAUAUAUAGAUAUUCCUUUCCAUAAUCAGUACUUUCACAUUUCCAUGCUAGAUUAUAAUUCCAGGGACAGGGCUCUUUACGCCUGGAAUAACGGACACCAAGUAUUGUUCAACGUAACACUUUUUCACAUCAUUAAAACGGAUGACAUGUAGACCAUUAUUUUUUUGCACAGCAAAAAUAAUUUGUGAUAAUGACCAACUUUACAUUUUUUUCCCUUGUUCCUCGAUGAUGAUAAUGCCUUUUCUACUUAUUUUUCGGCUCAUAAAAUAUUAGAAUCAAACAGUCCUCUACUUCAAAUAUGUGUAAAUCAAAAGACUGUAAUCAUUGGAACCAUGGUUUGAAAAACAAGCCUGCCUUGUUUAAGCCAGAGGCUAAUAGUAGCUUUUGAGCAUGAAUGUCAAGGGUUUUGUUGUUUCUGCUCUUCUCUGUCUGCAGCUAACAAUGUUUUUAGUAGUGGCUAUUAUGUUUUAGCUCAGAACCUUUGUUCUUCAGAAUUAUUUUGUUUAGUGUAAAAAUAUUUGUGUCCAAAAAGUUGAUCAAUAGAUUCUUCUCCAAGAUAGACAUGUUUUCAAUCAUUGCAGUAACUAUUGUAUUUUGUCAAUGUCUCUGUGAGAAUCAUCUCAGUAUUAUUUUUUAUAAAACAUAGUGAAAUUGAA
Polyodon spathula (Mississippi paddlefish) is the source of this 2318-nucleotide messenger RNA. RefSeq names its product noelin-3. The coding region runs from base 444 to 1814 and encodes 456 amino acids. The transcript is spliced from 6 exons. Lineage: Eukaryota; Metazoa; Chordata; Actinopteri; Acipenseriformes; Polyodontidae. The record is from RefSeq and is a predicted model, not a curated record. Gene Ontology annotation, biological process: signal transduction.